CAGCUAGCAUGAUAAUCAGGGCUAAAAGAUUCAAAGCUAGCCCUAGGACUUAGGAGGUUUGAAGGCGGGUGGAUUUAGUGGAAAAAAAUAAAGAAACUGAAAUAAAAGAAGACGAUGGUGAGAGAGCCACGUCUUGAUCAACAGCAACAACAAGAAUCUUCUUCUUCCCAAGACUCUUCUUUGCCUACAUCCCUUAUCAGAAUUUUGUAUAUUGGCCACUUUUUAGCAAGAUGGGAUGCCAGAAUGUGGGAAUUCUCGGUUGGUUUAUACAUGAUCACUCUUUGGCCGGAUUCUUUAAUCCUUCCUGCUAUUUAUGGUGCCAUUGAAUGUGCUUCUACUGCAUUGUUUGGUCCCAUCAUCGGACAAUGGGUGCAGAGGUCGGCAUAUUUUAAGGUUCUCCGAAUUUGGUUGGUGACCCAGAAUUUUUCCUUCAUAAUAGCUGGAUGCACGGUAAUCACAUUACUGUUCUCUCCGGCAUUGAAGUCGACAAAUUUCACAGUAUUCAUUUUGCUUGUGAUAUUAACCAACAUCUCUGGAGCUAUUGGUGUGCUUUCCACUCUUGCCGGUACCAUCUUAAUAGAAAGAGAAUGGGUGGUGUUGAUUUCAGAAGGCCAUACGCCUGAUGUACUAACAAAGAUCAACUCAACUAUUAGACGAAUUGAUUUAACCUGCAAGCUUCUUGCUCCUGUUAUCAGUGGCUUCAUAAUGAGCUUUAUAUCAGUUAAAGCCUCUGCUAUGACUUUAGCAGUCUGGAACACUGUAGCAGUGUGGCUGGAAUAUUGGCUUUUCACAUCUGUAUAUACUGGCAUUCCAGCUUUAGCUGAAAGCAGCCAAAGGAGGAUUUCGCGACUUUCACCAAGUGAUACGGUAGAGAUGGCAUCUACUCCUGCAGAGAGAGCAGGCUUGAUUUCUCAAAGCGAUGAAAUUUCAGUUUCAGUGGAAAUUGGAUGGAGAAGGAGAUUAACUGAUUGGUUUUCAAAAACCCCUUUUGUUGGUGCUUGGAGUGUGUAUUCUCAGCAAGAUGUUGUGCUCCCUGGAGUAGCUCUGGCUUUGUUAUACUUCACAGUCCUCAGAUUUUUUUUUUUCUUCCUAUUUUUCUACUUUAUCUCAUUAUGGAUCUGGCUUUGGUUCCUAACUGCUAAAAGUUCUUACUGGUUAUACUGUUCCAGCUUUGGCACCUUGAUGACAGCCACUUUGGAAUGGAAAGGUAUACCUGCAUUUGUGAUUGGAAUAGCUCGUGGAAUAAGCGCAAUAAUUGGCAUGGCUGCAACAGUUUUGUACCCAAUUUUACAAUCUCAUGUCUCAACUCUCAGACCAGGAUUGUGGGCAAUCUGGUCUCAGUGGACCUGCCUUCUUGUAUGUGUUGCUUCAAUAGUGGUCCAAAAUCAUCUUUUAUCGGCAUACAUGCUGAUGGCUGGAGUAGCAACAUCUCGACUGGGUUUAUGGAUGUUUGACUUAUCUGUAAUUCAACAAAUGCAGGAUCAAGUUCCUGAAUCUGAUCGCUGUGUUGUUGGAGGUGUUCAAAACUCUCUCCAAUCUACUAUGGACAUGUUGGGUUAUAUCAUGGGCAUGAUCAUCUCCAACCCUCAGGAUUUCUGGGAGUUGAUUCUGUUGUCCUUUUCGGCAGUAACAUUUGCUGCAUUGCUCUAUAGCAUACAUCUUUAUCGAGUUCGGAAACACCUCUUUCACUUUGAGAAAUCGUUCGUGUUGCUAGAUUGGGUAAUCAGAUCAUCACCUGAAGAUUUACUGUAAUCAGAUCUUCCAAGGUAGGGUUUAAUGAUUUAUACCUACAGCCAGUCAAUUACCAGCCUGCUGCUCUGCCACUGCUGCUAAAGAUCAACAGAAGAUUAGGCCUCAUAGAUUUCAAUUCUCACUCUCACUUUAUGACCACUCAAAUGCUUUAACUCGGGGAACUGGGGUACUUUUUUUGUUGCCGAGAACAGCAGGGCAAUUUUGUUACUAACAUCUUUCUGCUAGUAGACUAUCAAUAAAUGAGGCAUUCCAAUCAAGCUCUAUGUGGCACUGUGAUUGGCUGAUAUAAGAGAGUAGCUGAUACAUCCUAGAUGUAACACUAUUCGGUCUUAAUUGCUGGUUCCGUAUUCUCCAGGCAAUUUCAGAGAGAAGAAAACAAGGAAGACAACUAGCUUGGCUAAUAGUCUGCCUCUGGUUGUGUUAUGUAAACCAAAGUUAGGUCAUGUACAAUCCCAAUCCUUAAGAAUUGCUACAACAUGAUGUAACUUAUUCUUUGAAAAGAACAUCAGCACUUUUCUUGUAUUUGUAAAGCAAUUUUCAACUUGAACUUUAGGAAAACAUCAUAUCCUGUCAUGUACUCCUGUUAGAAAAACGGAAAGUAAUCAUUCUCUCA
This is a messenger RNA of Populus trichocarpa (black cottonwood), 2365 nucleotides long. Its product is annotated as solute carrier family 40 member 2. Gene Ontology annotation, cellular component: membrane. The record is from RefSeq and is a predicted model, not a curated record. The transcript is spliced from 8 exons. Gene Ontology annotation, molecular function: iron ion transmembrane transporter activity. The coding region runs from base 115 to 1752 and encodes 545 amino acids. Lineage: Eukaryota; Viridiplantae; Streptophyta; Magnoliopsida; Malpighiales; Salicaceae. Gene Ontology annotation, biological process: iron ion transmembrane transport.